This is a messenger RNA of Chaetomium strumarium, 3194 nucleotides long. RefSeq names its product ribonucleotide reductase. The transcript has 4 exons. Bases 340 to 3060 code for a protein of 906 amino acids. The record is from RefSeq and is a predicted model, not a curated record. Gene Ontology annotation, molecular function: ribonucleoside-diphosphate reductase activity, thioredoxin disulfide as acceptor; ATP binding. Gene Ontology annotation, cellular component: ribonucleoside-diphosphate reductase complex. Gene Ontology annotation, biological process: DNA replication; deoxyribonucleotide biosynthetic process. Lineage: Eukaryota; Fungi; Ascomycota; Sordariomycetes; Sordariales; Chaetomiaceae.
GGCCCUGCGCCGCCCUGGCUGUUUGUUUAAUGGAGCGGGGCAGGAGUGACGCGCCAAAAAUCUGGCGGCGCGUCCGACGCGGUCCACCGAGACGUUAAAAGAGUGCAUGCAACGCGAGACUUGCUUCCUUCUCCCUUCCACAUCCUCACCUACCAUACAAACCACGUCUUCCAUACACAAGGGAGUUCGUGUUGCGGCCCUUGUUUCAGCCUGUCUGCAAGAUCUCGUUGACUCUGAGAGCAGACCAAUUUCUUUCCCUUCCCCUUUGACCUCGCUGCCCGAUCUUCGGGCCCUUGUAUUCCGUAGUCUGAGCCUGGCGUAGCCGACCAAGCUCACGCCAUGUAUGUCAGGAAGCGUGAUGGGCGCCAGGAGCGCGUUCAGUUCGACAAGAUCACAGCGCGCGUCUCGCGUCUGUGCUAUGGCCUUGACAUGGACCAUGUCGACCCGGUUGCCAUCACCCAGAAAGUCAUCUCAGGUGUCUAUGGCGGCGUGACAACGGCCCAGUUGGAUGAUCUGGCCGCCGAAACUGCCGCCUACAUGACGGUAACCCACCCUGACUAUGCCAUUCUCGCCGCCCGUAUCGCCGUAUCCAACCUCCACAAGCAAACAAAAAAGCAAUGGUCGCAAGUUGUGACGGACCUUUACAACUAUGUCAACCCCAAGAAUGGUCAGCCAUCGCCCAUGAUCGCCAAGGAGACAUACGAGUGCGUCAUGCGGCACAAGGAAGAGUUCGACUCGGCCAUUGUCUAUGACCGGGACUUCAACUACCAAUACUUCGGCUUCAAGACCUUGGAGCGGUCGUACCUGCUGAAGCUCGACGGCAAGAUUGUCGAGCGGCCACAGCACAUGAUCAUGCGCGUUGCUGUCGGCAUCUGGGGCGACGACGUUGAGCGCGUCAUCGAGACAUACAACCUCAUGUCCAACAAGUUCUUCACACACGCUUCGCCAACCCUGUUCAACGCCGGUACCCCUCAAGCUCAGCUUUCGUCCUGCUUCCUGGUCGACAUGAAGGAUGACAGCAUUGAGGGCAUCUAUGACACCCUGAAGACUUGUGCUAUGAUCUCGAAGAUGGCUGGUGGCAUCGGCUUGAACAUCCACCGUAUUCGCGCCACCGGUUCAUACAUUGCCGGCACGAACGGCACCUCCAACGGAAUCAUUCCCAUGCUGCGCGUCUUCAACAACACCGCCCGGUACGUCGACCAGGGCGGCAACAAGCGCCCGGGUGCCUUUGCCAUCUACCUUGAGCCUUGGCAUGCCGAUGUUUUUGAGUUCCUCGAUCUCCGAAAGAACCACGGAAAGGAGGAGGUCCGUGCCCGUGACCUCUUCCUGGCGCUUUGGAUUCCCGACCUCUUCAUGAAGCGCGUAGAAAAGAACGGCGAGUGGACUCUCAUGUGCCCGAACGAAUGCCCGGGCCUUGCCGACUGCUACGGUGACGAGUUCGAGGCCCUGUACGAGAAGUACGAGAAGGAGGGCCGUGGCCGUAAGACUGUCAAGGCCCAGAAGCUCUGGUAUGCGAUCCUUGAGGCGCAGACCGAGACGGGCAACCCCUUCAUGCUCUACAAGGACCACUGCAACCGGAAGAGCAACCAGAAGAAUCUGGGCACCAUUCGCAGCUCCAACCUGUGCACCGAAAUCAUUGAAUACUCGGCUCCUGAUGAGGUUGCCGUGUGCAACCUGGCCUCGCUUGCGCUUCCGCAGUUCGUCGACUACAACGAAGGCCUCUACGACUUCCAGAAGCUGCACGAGGUCACCCAAGUGGUUGUCCGUAACCUGAACAAGAUCAUUGACAUCAACCACUACCCCGUGAAGGAGGCGUACAACAGCAACAUGCGGCACCGCCCCAUCGGUGUUGGUGUCCAGGGUCUGGCCGAUGCCUUCCUGGCCCUGCGCAUGCCGUUCGAGUCGCCCGAGGCUCGUGAACUCAACAAGCAGAUCUUUGAGACCAUCUACCAUGCGGCGCUGACCGCUUCGUGCGAUCUUGCCAAGGAACAGGGCACCUACUCGACGUACGAAGGCUCCCCAGUGUCUCAGGGUAUCCUCCAGUACGACAUGUGGAACGUGAAGCCGAGCAGUCUCUGGGACUGGGAUGCUCUUAAGGCCAAGAUCAAGGAGCACGGUGUCCGGAACAGCCUGCUCCUCGCUCCCAUGCCGACCGCUUCCACCUCUCAGAUCUUGGGCAACAAUGAGUGCUUCGAGCCCUACACGUCCAACAUCUACCAGCGCCGUGUGUUGGCCGGCGAGUUCCAGGUGGUCAACCCCUGGCUCUUGAAGGACCUUGUCGACAUGGGUCUCUGGUCAGAUGGCAUGAAGAACCGCAUCAUUGCCGAGGGCGGUUCCAUCCAGAACAUCCCCAACAUUCCCGACGACAUCAAGGCUCUCUACAAGACUGUCUGGGAGAUCUCCCAACGGACCGUCGUCCAGAUGGCAGCCGAUCGUGGUGCUUUCAUCGAUCAGUCCCAGUCCCUCAACAUCCACAUGCGUGAGCCGACCAUGGGCAAGAUCACUAGCAUGCACUUCACCGGCUGGAAGCUGGGUCUCAAGACGGGCAUGUACUAUCUCCGCACUCAGGCCGCCGCGCAGCCCAUCCAGUUCACCGUCGAUCAGGAGGCGCUCAAGGUCCAGGACACCAACGUCGGCAAGGCGUCGUCCGGGCUGAAGAAGCGCGCUCCCCCGGUCGGCAGCUACAUGUCGUCACCUACCGCAAUUCCUCGUCCCAUGGCUUUUGUCAACAAGGACGGCUCGCCAUCCUCAGCUCCCACGACGCCUCCUCCCGUCAAGGCCCCUGUCGUUGGCGAGGUGAAGGCCCGCGCUCUGAACUCGCCAUCCAAGCCGCCAGCGUUCAAGGCCGAUGUCGACGAAGGCGACAGCCCCAAGGCACUGCCCACUGAGCCCAUCGAGAAGCCCAAGCUCGAAAGCAUCGGGUCGCCGGCGCUCGAGGGCAAGAAGGAUGCCGAGGACAAGGAAGAUGAGAGCAAAGAGCGCGAGUUGGAUAUCUACUCUGAGGCUGUCCUUGCUUGCAGCAUUGAGAAUCCCGAGGCAUGUGUGAUGUGCAGUGGUUGAUCUUGUCUGAUCGUGGACGGCAUGUGUGAUGCAGUGUGAUGAUGGAUGGGUAGGGAUUCAUUUGGCACGGGUCGGGGCAUGUUUCGGUUUGUUUUUUUGUAGGGGGCAUCAUUGUCAUCGGUUUUAUGCGGGCA